Messenger RNA from Volvox carteri f. nagariensis, 4032 nucleotides. RefSeq lists its product as uncharacterized. Lineage: Eukaryota; Viridiplantae; Chlorophyta; Chlorophyceae; Chlamydomonadales; Volvocaceae. The transcript has 10 exons. The record is from RefSeq and is a predicted model, not a curated record. Gene Ontology annotation, molecular function: ATP binding; protein kinase activity. Gene Ontology annotation, biological process: protein phosphorylation. Bases 1 to 3951 code for a protein of 1316 amino acids.
AUGUCUGAAGAUGAAGACGGAAUUCUCGGAAAGGCACGCCGGCUAUUUUCAUGUCUGUCGGGUUUCAGCGACGAUGAUGGAGGAGAGCAGCGGCUUGGGGCGCAUGGCAAUGGAACUUUGCCCAAGGCUCCGGGACAGCCAGCAGGACUGCCGCGACCAAAUAGUUCUGCUGGAGUUCCUCAGGCUGGAGCCCAGGCAUCCACCUUGCGCCACAACCCCAUCGACGUUUGCCUGACCAUGCCUGAGGCAGUCUCGGUUCUUCAAGGCAAUCCCAGCCAGCGCACCUUUGAAGCCUUAUGGUGUGGAGUUCCGGCGAACAUGCUUGCACAGCCAGACAUGAUAGCUGUUGCAACAGAAGUUGAGGCGGCUUUGGUUCAGCUCAUCGCCGAGCCCACUCCACAGUCCUUCUCCGCGCACUGCAGCACACCUGCUCCCGGCACUCGCUCGCUGUCAACGAAAGAUCACCACACCGCAAAUGCGCGGCUUGAUCUUGACGGCACGAGUGUUUGUGCCCCACGAGUGUUUGAACACAGCAAACGGUACACAGCCUUUUGGCCUUCCUCAGCGGUGCUUCCUGUGCUUGCAUGUGCCAAGGUUACCUGCCGCGCUCACAUCGGCAGUCCCGGGGAUGAGCACGUUACGCAGCGCAUUAUCGCGGAGGUGCACAUCGUCACCCCGCGGCUACCGGGCCUGGUGCCCCUGACGCAGUGGCUGCAAGAGCGCUGGCCGCAGUGCGAGCUCACCGCCAACGGCGAGGAGGCGGAGGGCGCGGCCGCAGCUGCGGCGCCGAAUGCAGCGGGCCCAGCAGGGGCCGGCGGCGGUGCCACCAUCGGAGGCGGCGGCGCGGGAGCGGCGGUGUCACCUUCGGGGGUACAGGCACAGCAGUCCAACACGCCAAACCCACAAAACCAUCGGCUCUCCUCCGCAACGGCGGCAACUGGCCCAGGAGUGCAGCCUGUAGGGCCCGGGCCCGUUACUUUAGGGAGGCUGGCUGGGGGGCCUGCGGCGGCGGCAGCGGGUAAUACCAUCGUUUCAGCCGCCGACGGCCGGUCGCCUAAGCAGGCUAGCUCCGCUGCGGCCAGCGGCGCUUUCUCGCCGACUCGUAGUCAGGACCCGGGCCAGUCAGGGCCAGGGCCGGGGGCUCCGGUUUCUCGCCUAGGCGUCAGCCAGCCCAUCGCGGAGGGUGUCGCGCCUCGUGACUAUGGCCGGGCUAUGAGUGGGGAGCAGCAAAGAGGACAGCAACAGCUUGCCACCACCGCGGCUGUGGCAGUAGUUGCGGCUGCUGCGCCGCGCGCGUCGGAGAGCAAUACAGAGGACCAGAGCGACGGCCGGUUCGCAUCCGCAUGCAUCCCAUGUCUGGGAGGGUGCUUUGCGCCACUGGUGAUGGGGGCGCCGCCACCAGCGGCGACGCCGUCGAACAGGCCAGGAGACCAUCCUGGCUUGCAGGCGGAACCGGGGAGAGCGCUACCCAGGGGAACCCCUGCACCGCGCGGCGCAGCGACGGGAAGGCCAGCCACGGAGCCGGCGGCAUCAGGGGCCAUGGCGUCGGCAGCGCCGGCGGCGCAGACGGGCACCGGCGAUGUGGGCGCUGGAACACGCCGGCUGGCCGGCCCCAACGCGACGCAGACUUUGGCCCCAGGUCGGCAGCGGCUUCCACUGCCGCCGCCGCCGCCUCAGCGACCACAGCUGCCUCUGCGUGAAGCGCUCGAGGUGCUCAUUUGCUUGGCGGAGGCGCUCCGGAACCUGCACCGCCGUGGACUGACCCACGGCUCCUUGACACCGAAGACAAUCCAGCUGCAGCUCGAGGAAGCCGAGGCGGCGGUAGCUGCGGCGGCUGCAGCGGCGGCCAGCACUGCAGCUGACCCCGCGGGGGUGCGGCGGUCCGAGGGCCCGCCUCCGCCUGGGAGCUGUCUGUCCACGCAGCCCUUGUCCUCCACGCAGGCACUGUUAUCGUCGCCAAGUCCGCGAGGUCUCCAGCAAGCGAGCGCCAUGCAGCACGCCGGUGGCCCGGGUCCGGGUGGUGGUGUCGUUCCACCCGUUGCGACAUCGCUCGACUUGCCUUCGCUCAUGAUGGACACGGCUCCAGGUGCUCCGGGUACGACGGACUUACCAGAGAGUUGCUCGCCGCUGGUGACGAUGGCAGCCGCCGACGCCACCGCCUUGGUGCCGGGCUCACGUGUGGCGGCGCCUGGGGAGGAUACCGCUGGAGUGGUUGGGUGUAUGUCGCCAAGCGUGUCUGUGUCCACCGCGGUAGCAGCCGCCGCCGUGGUCCAAGGCGGCCAGGCGCCAUCAGAGGAACCGCCAGUCGGCGCCGCGAGUGACGGCCUGACGGCGCCGCUGCCGGUAGCAGUCGCGGCAGCAGUGGCAGCGGGACAGGAACGGCUAGCAGUACCAGGUGCAGCACCAACGGCAACCACGUCAUUGCCCGCCGUUGCGGCAGUAGGCCUAACGGGCCCUAAACUCAACGACGCCGCCACUGUCGGCGCGCCAGCGCCGUCGCAUCUGCGGGUGAAGUCCUCACAGCCCGUCCGCCGCCGCGUGCCCGGCAUCCGCGCGAUGCUGCCGCUACCGGCUGUUGGUCCCGCGGUGUUGCAGCUGCAGACGUGGGGCCGCGCCCGGCCCAUAAGCCUAGCUCGCGAUCACAUGUUGUGGUGCGCUCCGGAGCUGCUGAAUGGUGGCGGGGUGGGGUGGGGUCCGCCGCUGCUGGCUCGCCGCAGCGGCAACGGCAGCGGCAGCCUGGGCCUGGGCCCGCUGGACCAGAGCCUGGGCUGCCGUGGCGGCAAUCGGCUGCGUGGCGGCAACCACCACCUCCACGGCGGCAGCCGCCAUUUCGGUGACGGCAGCUACGGGGGAAGCAUGGGCGGCAACAGCCGGAGGUUCCGCUGCCCCGCGUCCAUGAUGAUGGGUCAGGACACCGCGGGCGCGGCAUCUCCUAAUGCGCACGGCAUCACUCCCUCCUGCGAUGUGUACUCGUUGGGCAUGUUGAUGUGGUACCUGGUGUCAGGGCAGCCUCCGUUCGAGCAUCUGGCCACGCAAGACGUAAGAACGUGUGGGUGUCAGCAGGUCCUGCGCGUGAAGGAAAUCGGUUCCCUGGACGAGCAGCUGCCGUUCAGUACGGAGCUCCCUGCCGGGUACAUCCAGCUGGCCAGGCGGUGCUGGGCGCCCCUGCCCAUGCAGCGGCCUUCCGUGAAUGUGGUGCUGUCGGAGAUGCGCUCCCUCCGGGCUCAGUUGCUGGGUGCCGCGCCUCAUCAAGGCCCCCAGCAGCAGCACCACCACCACCUCCACCCAGCUCGGGGGGACCUCCUCGGCGAGCACGGCUGCAGCAGCCUGGGAGAGAUGACCGGGGACUCCCGGAUGUCCUUCACCCUCUCCUUACCCCUCUCAAGCCGAGACCUCAGCAACGGCGAGGAGUACUCACUCGUACGGCCGCCACUGGAGCUGGCCUUCGGAGCCAAUGACGCCUCCGGCGCCGGCGGUCGCGGCGCGGCUGGCGGCGCCGCUAGCGGCAAUGAUCCGUCUGGCGGCAGCGGCGGCGGCGGGGGACCGCCGCCGCCGCCGCCCCCGCCCCUGCUUAAGACGGCGCUGCCGGCGGCGCUGCUGACGGCGCUGACGGCCCCACGGCGCGCCAGCGGCGGCGGCGGCAGCGGCCUGAUGGAUGACGACGACAAUUACUCGGACACGGACCGCUUCACAGAGCACGACCAUACGGAGGCGUCCGGCACGCCGUACAGCUCUCCGACGACGGCGGGUACGACUGGCGGCGGCGCGCGGGGAGCCGGCGGCGGCGCAAGCGCCGGCGGCAGCGCGCGUCUACGCACCAUGACGGCGACGACGGCGGCAGCCCGCAGCUUCCGCAUGUUCCGCAAGAACUCCAAGGAGGAAAAAGAUUUUUGGAGUAUCCUCCGGCAUUCGGAGAGGGGCCGCCACGCUGGCCGGAGUCCCCCGGUGUAGGAGUUGAGGAAGCGGGGGGGGAAGAGAAAAAAGGGGGAGGGGAGGAAAGGGGGCUGUGGUGGUGGUUGCGGUUCCGCCAAG